AGAGAGAGAGAGCCCAUUCACUUCAACCACAGCUGACAAAAAGACCCUCCAAAGUGCAGCGCAGGAUUUCGGAAGAUGACUUCAUUGCAGGCUGGACGAAGAGCUCUCUCCCUUUCUGCCAAUGUGAGAAUGGUCUCCACCGCUUUUAUAAAGAACACAGGUUGCACUGGUAUCCUGUGGCUCCUCGUAUUAGGAAUAGUCCUGCCAUCAGUAUUAGUGUCAGGUGAGAGCACUACUUCAUUGGCAUCCUCCACUUCCUCCAAUACUGCCACCACAUCAGCCACUGCAGCCCCCAGCAGCCCUACCCAGCCCCCCACCACUGUAACCACAGGGUCUGCCACCACCACCAUGGCUGCCACAACCAUCUCUGGAAGCACAGCAACCAGCAACACCCAGGCUUCAACUUCUCCCACUUCCAUGGGCGCAACCACCAUCCAGUCCUCUACAAUGACCAGCAGCAACACAGCCACCACAGCCAUGAGUACCAGCCAGGCUCCUACAACCACCAUCUCCUCUGGAAGCACAGGAACAGCUACCACCCAGUCCAUGUCCACCAGUUCAGGAGGUACAGCAAUGACCAGCACCACGCAGUCUAUCACAACCACAGCCACCCCUGGAGGCACAGCAUCCAUCACUUCCACACAGUCCCCCACAGCCACAAGCACCUCUGCAGGCAUGGUCACUACCAUGACGCAGUCCCCCACAACCACCUCUGGAGGCAUAGUCACCACCACCACACCAUCCCCCGCAAGCACCUCCGGAGGCUCAGCAUCAAGCGCUUCCACUCAGCCACCCACAACCACAAGCACCUCUGGAGGCAUAGUCACCACCACACCAUCCCCCACCAGCACCUCCGGAGGGUCAGCAUCAACCGCUUCCACUCAGCCACCCACAACCACAAGCACCUCUGGAGGCACAGCAUCCAUCACUCCCACACAGUCCCCCACAGCCACAAGCAACUCUGGAGGCAUAGCCACCGCAACCACACAGUCCCCCACAAGCACCUCCGGAGGCACAGCAUCAACCACUUCCACUCAGCCACCCACAACCUCUACCACCUCUGGAGGCAUAUUCACCACAACCACACAGUCCCCCACAACCACAAGCACCUCUGGAGGCACAGUAAUCCCCACCCAGUCCCCCACAACCACCUCUGGAGGGUCAGCAACCACCACACAGUCUGGCAUCAGCACAACAGCCACUGCAUCUUCAACACCUUCUAAUCCAAUCAGUGCUACUAAUUCAGGAACCGCUUCUGCCCCCUCUACAGUUGCUUCAACAGCCAGGACCCAGUCCACCAUCUCCUCUAUGACUUCAGGCUCUGGUUCCUCAACCUCAAUGAUGUCAACCAAUCAGACAUCAAACUCCACGGGUGGUAUGAAUGGAACCACUACAACAAAUAAUACUUCAAUGAGCAUGAUAUCUUGCCCUUCAUUCACCUGUAACUACUCGGACUGCUACACAAUGUACAACAAUGAGAACACAUCAUGCACUACUGGUGGCUAUUGUCAGCUGAUAAGACAGACGGACAUGUGCUACACUGUUGGCUGCAGCGCCUCAUGCGUUGAUAGGUGUGUCAACGCCUCUCAGAGUAACUGCUCUGUGAGCUGCUGCAAUUCUACUGGCUGCCUCAAUGGCAGUUUUGCAUCUAUGAUGAUGACAACAACCACAGUGAUUUCAACAAUGACGACGACAACAACACAAGCAACAACAACAACAACAACAACCACAACGUCUCCUAAAACAGAUGCCACCAGUGCAACCUCAGCAAACAAUGGGAAAAAAUGCCAUAAAGGUAAAUGCAACGGUACAACUUGCUAUAAAAGUUUUGGAUCUUUGGAAACAUGCACUUCUUCACAGCCACACUGUCAGCUGAAAAAGGAGACCAUAAAUUCCAUCCUUCAGUGGACAGCAGGUUGCACCACCAACUGUUCUGGCCAAACCACAUGCAAGACCGGUACAACACAAGCUUCAUGUCAUCUGGAAUGCUGCAAUGCCACUGUGACCUCCUGCCUAUGGUUGAAUGGCACGCUGAAUGUCCCCUCUUUUGCCACAAGAGGUCCUCAUCUUAGCACAGAAUCAAUUGCUUCCUUACUUUGCCUGCUCGCCAUCACCUUGCUGCUUUGAGUGCCUAAGUACUAGCUUGCUCAGCUGCUGUGUGGAUCAUUAAGGUAACCAGAGCUUCGUGUAACUCCCAGUGACUCCGGUAAAGUUGACACUAUUUCAUUUACACCCAUUUAUCUCUCUUAUAUUUGUAUGUGAUUGUACUGUAUAUAUGUAUGGAAUUAUGUAAAGCCUCAGUUACAAUGUUUGUUUCUUGUUUUAUUAAAACUUUAUCUCUUGUUCAAGACCAAUGAAAAUGGCUUUGAACUGUAUUUCUGAAUGGAAACGAAAUUUUUCAAAAAAGCAACCC
Messenger RNA from Larimichthys crocea (large yellow croaker), 2413 nucleotides. RefSeq names its product mucin-5AC. The transcript has 9 exons. The coding region runs from base 76 to 2127 and encodes 683 amino acids. The record is from RefSeq and is a predicted model, not a curated record. NCBI's taxonomy places the organism in Eukaryota, Metazoa, Chordata, Actinopteri, Sciaenidae.